AUGACUGCUGAGACUGAUAUAUCUAAGACAUUUAAUUCUGUAUCAGAAAAAUUGGAAAUCCCCACUAAGUCCACCUUAGAAUCUACUAAUAACACAAGCGACAUGAGUGUACAACAAGCUAUCCCACCUGCUCCAUAUCAAAUUGAUCCCUCGAUCAUUGGCAAAUUUGAUAAAGAGUAUGUCAACUUUUUCAACAGUCAUUUGACCAGAGCCACUAAUCUUUUGUAUACCCACUUGGGUAAUUUACAAGAGAUCAAGGCUGGUGGUAAUGUGAUCCCUGGUCAAAGUCCUUUGGCCCCACUGAAAUCCACCUAUGAUAUUCAGAUUCCUAGAAAAUACACCAAAGCUGAUACUACUAUCCCGGCUAGAGUUUUUGUUCCUGUUGGUGAAGCCCCCGAGAAAGGAUGGCCCUGCACUGUCUGGUACCAUGGAGGUGGUUGGGUAUUAGGCAGUAUUGACACUGAGAACUCAUACUGUUCACAUAUUGCUGAUAAUGCCAAGUGCAUUGUGAUCUCGGUGGAUUAUCGACUUGCUCCUGAGUUCCCAUUCCCCGCCUGCAUUGACGAUUCCUACGAGGCUCUGUUACAUAUCUAUGAGAACGCAUCCAAGUUCAAUAUCGAUAAUUCCAAGAUUGCUGUCGCUGGUUCGUCUGCUGGCGGUAAUAUCAGCGCUGUUCUGACCCACAAGUAUGCUUCUGACCCAAUAAGCAAGUCGUAUCACCCAUUAGCAUUCCAAUUGCUGAUUGUUCCAGUAUGUGAUAAUACUGCUGACAGUGAUACUCAUCUGUCAUACAAGGAGUUCAGAAACACCGUACAAUUGCCCCGAGACAAGAUGUUCUGGUACAGGAACCUGUACUUGCCUAACAAAGAGGACUGGAACAACCCAGUUGCCAGUCCAUAUUUCUACCCUGCUGAAAGCUUCAAGAACUGUCCACCUGCCUUCAUUGCAGUGGCUGCUUGUGAUGUCCUCCGUACCGAAGGUGAGGAAUACGCUGCCAAACUCCAAGAAGCAGGUGUCGACGCCGAACUGGUCAUCUACCCAGGAGUCCCUCACACUGUCAUGGUCAUGGACGACGUCCUGACCCAGGGCCGCCGUCUCGUCAAAGAAACCACCGGUGCUCUCAAAAACGCCUUUUACAACAACUAA
Messenger RNA from Sugiyamaella lignohabitans, 1146 nucleotides. Its product is annotated as putative esterase. Gene Ontology annotation, molecular function: hydrolase activity. The record is from RefSeq and is a predicted model, not a curated record. The transcript has a single exon. Lineage: Eukaryota; Fungi; Ascomycota; Dipodascomycetes; Dipodascales; Trichomonascaceae. The coding region runs from base 1 to 1146 and encodes 381 amino acids.